AUGAAAAUUGCCAGUGCCAGUGCCGCGGGUUUAGGUUUGCGAUUCCAGGGUGUGAGUUCAUUGUUUGAGGCAUGUGGAUACAACGUUCAUGGCCCUGCUUUGCAGGAAAAGGCCUGGGUCUUGGAGAGAGUGCAACGAGAGGUGGAGACCUGCGAUCACUUGGGCGGCUUUUUGGUGCGCAGAGCGGCAAUGGGGGGAGAGAAACUUCAAGCUGGUGUGCAAAGGACACGCCAGCGGUACACCUGCAGGCUGGUGUCUCUUCUGGCUGUGGUUGCCUUGGUCAUAGUUCUGAUCAGAGGCAGCCCGAGCUUCCAUCAAUCCCAGCUACUUCGAGGUGGGGGUCUAGGGGCCAAAGUUGCCACACUCUUCGCAAAAUUGGAUGAGGGAGAAGGAGAACUGCCUUACGACAAUCCAGAUGCGUCGAAUCCAUUCCUCUAUCCCAGUGCAGAGCAGCAAAGAAAGUACCACCUGCCGGUACUCCACCGUGGUUAUGAUUGCUGGCAGAGCUGUUUGGGUGCUGGCAUUUGCUCGGAUUUCUGCGGUGAGGGCAAUGCUUGUUGCCGCAAGGGAGCCACCAACGAUCCACCGGAGUGUGCAAAGAUCACAGACUUCUGGACAAAUCAUCACGAGUGUGUGAAACCAGUGGUGCAAAUCGAGGUGAAUCACUUCGCACAGGACUGCUGGGAGCGCUGCCAAAUCGGUGGCGACUGCAAGUGGUGUGGCAGUGGAAGUUCCGCUUGCUGUCGAAAGAACAGCACCUUAGAUCCGCCGGAGUGUCAGGGUGUGGUGGAUUGGCCCACGGACAGACAUCAUACCUGCGUGACACCUGUGAAGGAUGUCGAAGUGAAACAUGAGGGUCAGGACUGCUUCGAAUUUUGCGGAGGCCGAGGGUCCUGCAAUUGGUGCGGUGAAGGCAAUGCAUGUUGCAAAUAUGGAGACCAUUUUGAUGUUUCGGAAUGCCGUGCUGUGGUCUAUUACUCUACUCUGGAGCAUCAUGUUUGCGUGAAACCAUCGUUUCCAAAGCCUUUGACAAUGCCUGGACUUCCUAGGGUCGACGAGACAGACUGCGCUGAAGGCCUGGUGAUGGACCCCAUCACAAGGCGCUGCGGCUUGUCACAUGAGCCUCAGCUCUAUACGUUCUACGUCUACAGGCUCGGCAAUGGCAGCUGGACGAACGCCAAUGCAGGGAGCCUAGGUGCAGUGUUGUACACCAUCCACAGCAAGAUCUUAGGAUGUCCGCGGCAACGUGGAAUUGACAGGAUUCACCGACUCAAAGUGACCAUGAAGAAUACGGAAAAGUUGAUCAGGAAAUCUGGCGAUCAGUUUGGUCCAUUGCAUCGAUUCAGGAAUGGACAAUGCAUCUCUUCCUUUUGCAAUGACACAUUCCGUGAGUUUGGUUAUACAGUUGGCUGCUCAACAACCUCUAGCGGACAGAGCAGUUAUCCUUCACGUUCACAUCCUGCAUGGUAUUCACUGCCGGGAGCAUGUCCGAGUCUUCCCGAAGGGCAAAAGACAGAGAAGUGCAUUGCAGACUUUGCUGGCGGUGAAUGCGCGGAUCCCAACGGAAGUCACAGCUGCACCUACCACAUCGAAGAUGCAGGAAGUGUGACGCUUGAUGAGCUCAGCGGAAGAGACAACUCGACGAGCUUGAAGGACUGGUGCGCAGCUGGAAAUGUGGAGUAUGACCCAGCGACGGAUCGAGGAGUUGGGAUGCACUUCUGGGACCAACUGAACAAUGGCUCGGUUGGCAAGGAGAGGAUGUACAAGUUGGCUUACCUCUUCUACAAGAAAUAUCCCUCCUUUCCGAGACGUUUGCCUGAGCCGUGUAUGCGGACUCACUAG
This is a messenger RNA of Cladocopium goreaui, 1842 nucleotides long. Lineage: Eukaryota; Dinophyceae; Suessiales; Symbiodiniaceae. The record is from the annotation of a GenBank genome assembly.